Musca vetustissima is the source of this 1179-nucleotide messenger RNA. RefSeq lists its product as uncharacterized. Lineage: Eukaryota; Metazoa; Arthropoda; Insecta; Diptera; Muscidae. The record is from RefSeq and is a predicted model, not a curated record. The transcript is spliced from 6 exons. Gene Ontology annotation, molecular function: galactoside binding; carbohydrate binding. The coding region runs from base 1 to 1179 and encodes 392 amino acids.
AUGACGACGGUAUUUCAAGGCAGACUAUCGGAGAAUCUAAAAUUUGGACAUAUUUUGGAAAUUGUGGGUGAGGCAGAAGAGAACGGUUAUUGGUUCUCCAUAUCUUUAGCAUCAGAUAAAUUCAACGAAUGCGAUGAUGCGGUUCACAUCGGUUUGCGUAUGUCCGUAUAUCUGCAGGAGGAUUUGAUUGUAUUCAAACAACGUCUACAUGGUGAAUGGAAGACAUUGGGCAGCGAAGAAUUCCUCGGUCGUAUAUUUCUCAAACAAUUUCAAAUAAAUAUGGCCCUGGACGAAAAGAAAAUUUAUAUUUCAAUAAAUGAUCGAAAAUUAACAUUUCUUCGAUUUGUACCGCUGCCCAAAGAUCUAAAUACCAUAUCAAUAACGGGAGAUGUGAAAUCUUUAAAGAAAAUUGAUCAUCGUUCGUAUUUUCCCAGCUUAUGGCCACCUAUAAAUCUGACAGAAAAUCAUUUGGAAUUUAGUAAUGAUUUACCGAAUAGCUAUCAACCGGGUCAGGUUAUGGUCGUAACCAUGAGUAUAUUUGGCAAACCCAAUGGUCGUUUCCAUAUGCACUUUUGUAAUAUCUACAAUUGGAAACGUCAGGAGGUACACAUCAGUGUACGUUUUGAUAGUCGGAAAAUUGUGCGAACUUCUAAGCUGCCGGUACAGGAUUAUAUGGAUACAUCUGAAGAGAAUUUCGAGAAAUUAAUUUUUGGCAUCGAGGAAAUCCACGGGGACUUUCCCUUUGAUCGUUUCCCCGUUACCUGUAAAUUUGCCUUUGGCUUCACCGCCGAAAAAAUACUAGUAGCCAAAGAUGGUCGUUUCCUAUUCGAUUUCAAUUUUAGAACACUGAAUGUUUUGUCGGAACUUUCAGGUUUAAAGAUUUUAUGUCUACAGGGAAUGUCAGUUCACGUUAAGGCAAUAGAUCAUCUUCAGAUGGAAGAUCCACAAUGUCUCACACUUUUGCCCACCACUUCCAUUUUACGUACGUACAUAACGCAAACUCGCAAUCGUAUGUACAUUGAAAGUAUUACGCAUAAAUUGCAUUUUGGUGGCCAUAAUAUUAUUGGAGAGUUGGUAACUUUGGUGACAAUUGGUGGCGAAACAUUUAGUUUUUAUCCGGAAAUCAUUGAAAGCGAACGCGUUAAUACGCUCCAGCCCAAAAGCGCUCCCAACAAAUGA